Messenger RNA from Melampsora larici-populina 98AG31, 3911 nucleotides. RefSeq lists its product as uncharacterized. The coding region runs from base 1 to 3744 and encodes 1247 amino acids. Gene Ontology annotation, molecular function: RNA binding. Lineage: Eukaryota; Fungi; Basidiomycota; Pucciniomycetes; Pucciniales; Melampsoraceae. Gene Ontology annotation, biological process: mRNA splicing, via spliceosome. Gene Ontology annotation, cellular component: spliceosomal complex; intracellular anatomical structure. The record is from RefSeq and is a predicted model, not a curated record. The transcript is spliced from 15 exons.
AUGUCAUCAUCAUACUCACAAUUAAUCUCUCAACUUGCAAUCGAAAUAUCAGAACAUAUCAACUUACAUGCACCAAAUGAAGUCUUAGCAAAACGAGUGAUUGAGCUUUAUCGUUCUCCAACCAGUAACACACUACCAACAUUCUCAAAUAAUAUUAAAAGCUUUGGAAAAUUUAAAGAUGAUUAUAUUAUUACCCUUUGGAAAAAGUUAAAUGAAAGAACUGAUCUUUCAAAUCAAACUCUAGAUCUCAGUCUUGAUCCAUCUCAAGGUUUCACAAAUGGUAUUAAACUUAAUGAGAAAGGUACAAGUGGUAUACCUCAAAUGAUCAUUCAAGAUCAUGAUAUUUUACUUCCUUCAAAUUCGAUCACUGGUGGUAUAGCUAUGCCGAAAUCUGGAUCUUUAAGACUUGGAAAGGAAUCAGAUGCAAAACAUGUCUUCAAGGUACCACAAACACCUCGCUCUUCUGAACUUGGUCUCGAUAAUUUAGCAAGACUCAAACGUAAAGAGAAAAGUCAAAAAGAAGAACAAAUGAGAGAUUCAAAGAAGCAUCGAUUAGCAUCCGAACUUUCUGAUAUGAAUCUCACAUCAACUUCUCAAGAAAGUGCAGAAUUCAAGGUUCCAACCCGUCCAGCUUCUCAUAAUUUGAAUCGUCGAAAUAGACCAGACGAAACCCCAUCUCAUGGAACAGGUCUUUCUUCAACAGCACAAGCUAAAUUAGAUGAAUAUCGUAAAAAAAGAGCCGCUUUAGCUAAUCAAGAAAGAUUUGAUUCUAGAAACGAAAAACCAAAGACAGAUGGAGCAUUAGAAGAAUUUAGAGAAAGAGCCAAUCGAGUUCAACAACGUAGAGAGGAUAGAAGAGAUAGGUUUAGAAAUCAAGAUGAUCGACCAAAGUUUAAUGAACAUCCAUCAAAUUCAAUUAAGACGUCAAGUUUUGAGGAUACUCCUAUAAGCUCUAGUACGCAACAAAGGAUGAAAGCAAGAGGAUGGGAAUCAACUCCUUCAGCUACCAAUGGUACCAGUACACGUCAUUCCUGGGAUUCUACACCUCGAUCUGUUGCCCGAGCGCCUCAACGAAAAGAAUGGGAUACACCUCAAACAGUUCGCGGAGAGAACUAUGACGGUGAAUAUGGUCCACCACUCGAGUCGGGUAUUGAUGCAAGAGAGUGGGAAGAAGAACAAAUGAAAUUAGAUCGUGAUUGGUAUAAUAACGAAGAAGGCAACACGAUAGAUGAUAAUUAUAAUCCGUUUACUGCUUAUGAAGAUGAAACAAAUAGUCAAGAAGUUUCUGAGAAAGGCAAAAAACGCAUGUCAGCUAAACAAGCUGCGAAACAUGAAGAACAACAGCUUUGGGAAGAACAACAACUCCGGAUGAGUGGAACUGGAAAUAGCCGACGAAAACUUGAUCUUGACUUUGAUGAUGAGGAAGAGAGUAGAGUGCAUUUAUUGAUUCAUGAUCUUAAGCCACCUUUUUUGGAUGGUCGAUUGAUCUUUACUAAACAACUUGAACCUGUUAAUCCGAUCAAAGAUCCAACUUCAGAUCUAGCCAUCUUUAGUAAGAAAGGAAGUCUUCUGGUUCGAGAACAGAGGCUUAGAAAAGAGCGAGAGAAGGCUGCUGCUAAAGUAGCAGCUCUGGGUGGCACGACUCUUGGAAAUUUGACGGGAGUCAAGGAGGAAGAAGAAGUAGAUGCUAUGGAUCAGGCCGUGAUCGAUGUACAGACGGACGAAGUUGCGCAAGAACAGCCAAAGGAGGAUCCUUCAGAUGAAAGACAUUCUGCUAGGAAAGAAUCUCAAUUCGCAUCCCAUCUGAAGAAAUCUGAUGGAGUCAGUCACUUUGCCAAGUCCAAAACAUUAAAGGAACAACGUCAAUACUUGCCUGCGUUUGCUUGUCGAGAGCCUCUAUUAAAACAAAUUAGGGAGAAUCAAGUCAUGACCGAUGGUGUCUUGUUGCGAGAAUCACUUAAUGAAGGAGAUCUCGACCGAUAUAGUGUCAUUAUCUUAGAUGAGGCACACGAGCGUUCACUCUCAACUGAUGUUUUGAUGGGCUUGUUGAGAAAAAUCUUAUCUAGGAGAAGAGAUUUGAAAUUGAUCGUUACUUCUGCGACGAUGAAUGCUGAAAAGUUUUCCCGUUUCUUCGAUGACGCAUUGGACUUCACCAUUCCGGGCCGAACAUUCCCGGUGGAUAUCCUCUUCAGCAAGACACCAUGUGAAGACUAUGUUGACAGUGCGAUCAAACAAGCCUUACAAAUCCAUCUAUCACAUCCACCUGGUGAUGUGUUGAUCUUUAUGACUGGACAAGAAGACAUAGAAGUCACCUGCCAAGUCAUCAAAGAUCGAGUGAAACAAUUAGACGAUCCACCGCCCCUCUUGGUUCUACCGAUUUAUUCUCAGAUGCCUGCUGAUCUUCAAGCCAAGAUUUUCGAGUCAACAAAAGAUGGACGUCGAAAAUGCAUCGUAGCCACGAACAUUGCAGAAACAUCUUUGACAGUGGAUGGUAUCAUGUAUGUGAUUGAUUCCGGCUUCAGUAAAUUGAAAGUGUACAAUCCUAGAGUUGGUAUGGACGCACUUCAAAUCACACCUAUCAGUCAAGCCAAUGCCAAUCAAAGGUCUGGACGAGCCGGGCGUACAGGAAAGGGAACAUGUUAUCGACUUUAUACAGAGCAAGCUUUCCGGGAUGAGCUGUUUCCAAGCACAAUACCGGAAAUUCAACGAACCAAUCUGGCUAACACGGUUUUGCUACUCAAAUCUCUUGGUGUUAAAAAUCUCCUUGAAUUCAAUUUUAUGGAUCCACCGCCCCAGGAAAACAUUCUCAACUCAAUGUACCAACUUUGGACACUAGGCGCCUUGGACAACGUUGGGGAGUUGACUGUCCCGGGUCGUAAGAUGUCAGAAUUUCCCAUGGAGCCCUCGUUGGCUAAGAUGUUGCUCACUUCAGUCGAGUAUAAAUGCUCUGCAGAGAUGUUGACAAUCGUAUCAAUGUUAUCGGUACCUUCUGUAUUUUAUCGACCGAAAGAGAGGGCAGAAGAAAGUGAUGCAGCAAGGGAAAAGUUUUUUGUUCCGGAAUCCGAUCAUCUUACGCUUUUGAACACUUACACUCAAUGGAAGAGUAAUGGGUUCAGCGAUUUAUGGUCUACAAAGCAUUUCCUACAUCCCAAAUUGUUGCGCAAGGCCAGGGAAGUUAGGGAGCAGUUGGUGGAUAUCAUGAAGUUUCAGAAACUGGAGGUAUUGGCAUGCGGAACAGAUUGGGAUAUUAUCAGGAAAUGUAUUUGUGCAGGGUACUUUCAUCAAGCUGCUAAGGUCAAAGGAAUUGGUGAAUAUCAAAAUUGUCGAACUGGGAUUCCUAUGCACCUUCAUCCGACUAGUGCACUUUAUGGACUUGGAUUCUUACCUGAUUAUGUAGUGUAUCAUGAGUUAGUACUGACGAGUAAGGAAUAUAUGCAAUGUGUCACAUCUGUUGAUCCUUAUUGGCUAGCCGAACUUGGACCAGCAUUUUUCUCUGUUCGUGAACAACACUUUACUGAACGUGAUCGAAAAGCAGUAGAUCAAAAAUUCAAUAAACAAACCGAAUUAGAAAUGGAAAUGCAAGCUGAUAGAAUGAAAAAAUUACAAGAAGAUGAAGAAAUGAAGAAAGCGAAAUUGAUGGUAAGUCAAACUCCUAGAGUCUUAGGGAUUGGUGGACCUCAAUUAGGUAGAUUGGCUGGUAGUGGGAUGACGCCUAGAAGAACGCCUAGAAGGUUUGGAAUGUGAAUUACUUUUGUGAUUGGAAUUUUUUAUUGGAUUUGAUGUUUUAGAUCUAUGGGUUGAAAGGUUUAUUUGAUUCACGGAGAUUGUAUUAGUAGCCUCAUAGGAAUGGUGGGAAACUGGGUAUUAGGACUGUGAGAUGCUUGGUAUAUAAAAUUGUGUUUGUCUUCUUU